Pestalotiopsis fici W106-1 is the source of this 1314-nucleotide messenger RNA. Its product is annotated as Histone acetyltransferase type B subunit 2. Gene Ontology annotation, biological process: regulation of gene expression. NCBI's taxonomy places the organism in Eukaryota, Fungi, Ascomycota, Sordariomycetes, Amphisphaeriales, Sporocadaceae. The coding region runs from base 1 to 1314 and encodes 437 amino acids. The record is from RefSeq and is a predicted model, not a curated record. The transcript is spliced from 4 exons. Gene Ontology annotation, cellular component: nucleus; Rpd3L-Expanded complex; cytoplasm. Gene Ontology annotation, molecular function: histone binding.
AUGGCACCUGCUCCGAUCGUCGAGGACGCCGAUAUGGACGUUCCUACCUAUGGCGGCGAGGAAGAUGACGAAGCUCAGAGAAUCAUCAAUGAGGAGUACAAGACAUGGAAGAAGAACGCACCCUUUCUUUACGACAUGAUUCUCAGCACCGCCCUGACUUGGCCUACCCUUACCGUCCAAUGGUUUCCUGAUGUCAAGGAGCCCGAGGGAAGAAACGUGCGAAUUCACAGGGCUCUCAUUGGAACUCACACCUCGGACGACAAGCAGAACUACCUUCAGAUCGCCGAAGUCGAAAUUCCCAAGGAUAUUCGACCCAACCCGCGCGACUACGACGAAGAGCGAGGCGAGAUUGGUGGCCAUGGCAAGGGUGACAAGACCGCCAUGAAGUGGAACAUUGUUCAAAAGAUUGACCAUCCCAGUGAGGUCAACAAGGCUCGCUAUUGCCCGCAAAACCCUGAUCUUAUUGCUACGCUGACCAGCAACGGCAACAUCUUGAUUUUUGACCGGACCAAGCACAGCAACACUCCAAACGGAAAGGUCAACCCUCAGAUCACUCUUGAAGGCCACGACAAGGAGGGUUUCGGUCUCUCAUGGAGCCCCCAUAUCGAGGGUUCCCUCGCAUCCGGCAGCGAAGACCAGACUGUGCGUUUGUGGGACCUGAAGUCGUUGGAGUCUGGCAAAACCACACUGAACGCUUCGCGAGUCUACACGCAUCACACAAAUGUCGUCAAUGACGUGCAAUAUUCACCCAUCUGCCAGAACUUCAUUGGCACUGUUUCGGAUGAUUUGACCCUGCAGAUUCUGGAUACUCGGCAGUCUUCCACAACCCAGGCUGCCCUCGUUGCCAGACACGGUCACACCGAGCCAAUCAACGCCCUGGCCUUUAAUCCCACUAGCGAGUCGUUGGUCGCUACAGCCUCUGGUGACAACACCAUUGGCAUUUGGGAUCUCCGAAACGUCAAGGAGAAGGUACACACUCUUGAGGGCCACCAGGACGCCGUUACUGCCAUUUCUUGGCAUCCUCAUGAGGCUGGCAUUCUUGGAAGUGCGAGUUACGAUCGCAGAAUCAUUUUCUGGGACCUGGCCCGCGUUGGUGAAGAACAGCAACCGGAUGAUCAGGAGGAUGGUGCUCCUGAGCUGUUGUUUAUGCAUGGUGGCCACACCAACCACCUAACUGAUUUCUCGUGGAACCAGAAUGAGCCCUGGCUGAUGGCUUCGGCCGCCGAGGAUAAUAUGCUGCAGAUCUGGAAAGUUGCAGACUCCAUUGUGGGUAAAGAUGAUUCCGAUAUUAAUCUCGACGAGAUGGGUCGAUAG